AUCCUUCCCGACUUAAAAAGGAAAUCUGUACCGACCAGGCACUCGGGAAAAAAAACUUUAAAAGCACAACGGCCACAAAUGGAGGCUGAAGAAAAUGGCUCCGUUCAGAUCUUCCCAGCACACAGCGGAUAAGCCACAGUGGAUUUUCAGAGCAUUAGACUGCCCGUGUUGUACACUUCAGAUCGAUGAAAGGUAUCCAGGCUAACAGCGGAAAAUGAUGGAGAAAGUCGAGAAUCCUUCUCCCCCCGGCACUGGAGAUGCUCACAGCCCUGUGAAGACUGAGCCAGGGCAAAUUAGUGAGUCCCCCACUAACGAGGGAGACGGAGUAGAUAUCACGACCCCAGCGCUAGGAUCUACCCCCAGAGAUGCCACUCAGUCAAGCAAGCAAGAUGCAUCUGAACUGGUUUCCAUAGAAACCCCUCUGAGCUCUUCAGAAAGCCUCCGUUUGGAAGUGCCAGUGAUCAGCCUGGGACACAGCAAGCUCCAUCCAGUGAACGACAGCCACCAGAUCAACGGAGGGGUCAGGACCAUACAGACCACUGAGCUGACAGCUUUGCACCCCAUUCCAUCUCUCAUUCCAGGCUCGGACAGCAGGAUGGUGCAUCUUUCACACCACUCAGUAUCAACACUCCCAAUGCAGAGUCCACUCAUUGGCUCGCAGUAUCGCUCACACCCCUUAAUCAGCAGUGCCUACAUUGGAUCCACAAGCACGUUCAGUAUGUUUCCAAACAACCGGAUCAAAAGGAGAUCAUCAAGUCAUUACGAAGUGGAGAUGCAUGAAGGUCCUCCUCAGAAGGUCGUACGGCGAAUGUUCACCAACAGCCGGGAGCGAUGGAGACAGCAAAACGUUAACGGGGCUUUCUCGGAUCUUCGCAAACUCAUCCCUACUCACCCUCCAGACAAGAAGCUCAGCAAGAACGAGAUCCUGCGCCUGGCCAUGAAGUACAUCAACUUCCUGGUGAAGCUGCUCAAUGACCAGACUGUGCAGCAGGAACCAGACGACAAAGGUUGGCCAGGGGUCAAGAGAAAUGGGGUGUGUGGUCCUGCGGCCAGUGGAGCAGUGGUGGUGGACACCACAUCUCAGAACACAGGGGUGGCGCCGGCUCCUGAGUCCUUACCUGCUCCACAGAAGAAGCUGGGCUUGGUGGAUAUGGCAGCAAUAGCAGUGCGAAGACAACUGUCGUCCAUCACCAAUGCAACGUCACCAGCGGCCAGUUGCUAUGGCAACUGUGGGAGCCCCAAUACUGAGGAGGAGGACUACCAGGAGCGCUUGAUAAAAACAGAGCCAGAGUCGGGCAAAGCAAACCUAGUCUCGGCUGUGGCUCAAAGAUGAUAAAGGGCAGACGCAGACAAGGGGAGAGGCAGCCCGUAUAAACUUCCAAGCUCAGGACGUGGCCAUUCCUAUUUGUACUGGGAUCAAAGAGCAUUCAGAAUGAUGUCAAGAGGACAAACUCAAGGAUGGAUUUAACUCCUGCCCUUCUGGAGCAGUUGACUUGUCUGUGUGCCUGGAGCCAUUCCAGGGCCUAUUACUACACAGUGGAAGGAGUGAUUUUGUACUGAUCACCGCACCUGUUACACAGACGUGUGAGGUUUCAAAGUGACCGAUGAACAAUAAGCUGCAUGUUUUUUGACAAUUGUUAAGUCGGUUUAUUGAGGGUGACUCAAAGGGUAAGUCGGCUGAGCUCCCACCAACCUGUUACUAACUUUCAUUGACCAACACAAGUCUGACAAGCGACAGUGGGUUCAGAAGCUGUGCUUAAACACUUGCCGGUGGAGAACUUGUAGAUUGACUUUGGCCCAAUCCUCUCCCCUCCCCACUGUCUUACCAUCAUGAGCUGGGGUGGAAUUAUUCUGGAAUUAGGCACUUGCUCUGUGCAUUGUGCACUGAGGAACCCCUCCCCACAGCUAAUCACCUCCUCCAGCUGGCCACGUGUGGGUAAGGGGAGCUAAGAGGCUGGUUGACUGAGAGAGCCGCUGCUAUCUCAGCUGGUGUUAGUGGAUAUACCCACAUAUACACAUUCCAAGAAGAAUCUGCUUUCAAGCAGGAGUGAGACCAGGACUGAUUUUUGCUUUCUUAAUCCAGGAAGAAUGAGCUCCUCCAGAAAGUGUGGAUUGUAGCUAGUAGAUCCCAAGAAGGUGAUUAGUCUCCGGUGUUGUAGGUGGUGAUCUGCCCCCCAGCCAGAACCAGGUCGCAGUCUCACUUGCAGGAAUUUAAUGAAUUGGACUUGUCAACAGUGGGGUCCCCUUCACUCACACCUCAAACUGGGUUUGAAGUUUCCUCUUUUCACCAAUAAUAAAAGGGUCACAAUUUUUUCAAUCCAACAAAACUCUAUUGCAACAAACAGUCUGCUGGAGGAACUCAGUGGGUCGAGCAGCAUCUGUGGGGGGAAAGUAAUUGUCAAUGUUUCAGGUCGAAACAGUCCUGAUGCAAGGUUUUGACCCAAAAUGCCGAUGAUUCCUUCCUUCCCGACAGAUGCUGCUCGACCCACUGAGUUCCUCCAGCAGAUUGUGUGUUGCUCCAGAUUCCAGCAUCUGCAGUCUCAUGUCUUGGUAUCACAAUACAUUUUGUAAUAUCAACCAGGCCUUUUCCACUAAGCGUACAUCUUGAAAUGCGGACAUUGUGCAUAGAUUGUGGUUAGGUGUGGAUGUAUAAUUGAAUGCACAGUCCUGUGGUGUGGGGGGUGAGGGGAGGGCAAGAAGAUGGUGGAGAAAAACUGAUGAGUAAAAACUUUGGCCACAAUGGAUAACUUGGAAUGUGUUCCCAAUAUGCAAUUCAUUAUAGAAAUCAAAAGUGGAUGCAUUUGAUGAAAGUUUUAUUUUAAUUAAAAAAAAGAUAAAAACACCUCAAAAUGAAUCUAAAAUAAGAACUGUAAAAGUCAAGCCCUUUUUUAUAAAAGAUUCAAACAUCUGAAUCAUGAACAUCUUCAUACCAAUGUCAUGUUGGGCAAACUGCUAUAUAUAUGGCUUUGCAGAAUAAUAACAAUUUACAGUGCACAUUCAACCCCUUGAAUCCAUGCUAGCCACUUCUCAGCCCUGCGGGUUACAGCUCUUUUGGGAUGGGAACACUGCAGUGGUUCAGGAGAUGCUGGUGGACACCACCUCUUAAUGCAAUCGGUUAAACACCCUCAUGGAAUUCCAGUAUCGGCACCAAGUCAGGCUGAGUGAAAUAAAAGACAGCAGGAUAUUCUCUGUCUGCAUGGAUCAGGUGAUGCAUCUGGGGGAGGACAUCUCACAGCCCCAAACCUUGAGAUGAAACAGUAUCCAGAAUGAUGAUGUUUCAUCCCAAUUCCUGCUCAGCGGUACCCAAAAGCCUGCAUUGUCCAUCAUCUCUUCAAGAGCAUGUAUGCAGAAACAGAACAGGCACACUGGUGAGAAUGCAACAGUGGGAGGGCAAACCCUGAUCGAGCUGCUUUUUAUACAGAGUGGCUGGUAACAAUACAGAGCAUCUCAAAUGGAAAGGGGUUCUGUUGCCUAAUGAAAGCCAUCCUUCACCUUUGACAAACCAUUAUUUUCAAAACAGAAAACAUUAACUCUGUUCCUCUGUCCACAGAUGCUGCCUGGCCUGCUGAGAGUUUCUGGCACUUUGUUUUUAUUUCAGAUUUCUAGCAUCUGCAGUUUUGUUUUUUUAUUUUCAUUCGACCACAUUUAUUUCUUGGUUUAACUGUGCCACACACACAUUGGCAUCUGUUUGAAGAUCCAUCGUGAAGUUGUUAUAGAGUCAUAGAGCAAUACAGCACAGACACUGGCCCUUUGACCCAACAAGUCCAUGCUGACCACAUUGUCCACCAAUCUAAUCCCAACUUCCUGCAUUCGGCCCAUAUCCCUCGAAGCCCCACCCCUCCAUGUACCUAUCCCAGUGCUUCUUAAAUGAUCCUGUUGUACCUGCUUCACCCACUUCCUCUGGCAGUGCUACCUGUUGCUUAUUCACUUUUAACCUCCAAUUGAAAAGCAAAAAGAUUGAAGAUGCCAGUAAACCAAAAUAAAAAGAAUGAAUGCUUCAAACACUCAGCAGAGCAAGCUGCAGCAGAGGAGAGAGAGACAAACAGAAUCAACUUCAGGUCAAUGACUUUUCAUCAGAACUCAGUCCAUCGACCUGAAACAUCAUCUCUGCUUCUCUCUCCACAGAUGCUGUCUGACCUGCUGAGUGUUUCCAGCAUUUUUUGUUAUUUCACUUUUAAUCUCUUUCUACUUUUAGUUUCUCCAGAUGUUUUCACUUGCCUCCAAAAGAUACCGUCUCAACUGUUCUCCCUCCUUCAUUUCAUUACUAUACAGAAAUGAAGAGCGAUUCACUGUCCCCUAUUCCACCACAUUCUUUAUUUUAUUCAUUUCCCUUAUCCUCUAUGCAUUGCUCAAUUACCUGUAAUAUCUUGAUUCACACCAUCCUGUGUUCAAAUUUAAGAGCAUGUGAAGCCACAGGAGUAGGUCACAUUGCCCCAAGGUCAGGUAGUACCUUAAGUCAGUUCUGAUGGAUAAUUGCAGGGAUAUUAUUUGGGGAUUAUCCCCAACAUCACUAAAAGAUUCACUGAGUUUCCACAGUAUUUAAGGGCUCAUGGAGUGCAGCCUUUAGCUGGUACCAGUGAAUUGACAGAGACAAGAUUUGCACAGUUUGUGUACAAGGUUUGACCAGGAUAACUCACGAAUGAGCAUACAUGUAAUGGACGUGACCACAAAUGGGCCAUAAAUCACGCCCUGUGAGGUCUUUGUAAAAAGUGUUCGGUUUCCAGCACUUGUUAAACUACAUCCCAGCGGCGAUCCACCAAGGUGAAAGCCCAAAGUCAGAGUGAAAGAUGUGAGCAAAGUUGACAAGAACAAGCAGUUAAAAAUAAAUCAGGGGAGGAGAGGGACAACAGCUGGUUAGUUUGAUAUUCUACACUUCAUGGAGGCUUAGGGGAAAUCAGCAGACCUGGGUGUUCCUGUGAAGUUUGUUUCAAUCAUUGUACAAGUCCCAAUCGGUUAAGUUCUGUGAUACAGAGAAAGAAUAUUGUACGUAACAGUGGCCUUAUGUACUGUUUCCUACUGUGUCCAGUCUUGUACCUGUCAACCAAGUGAAACUCAGCAGCUCCCCCCUCUGUGGAUGUAUAUAAUAUUGUAAUCAAUAUCACACUUGUCAGCACCUACUGUUCUAUUUAUUACAUGUGUGAAGAGUUUUAAAAAUAAUUAA
This is a messenger RNA of Pristis pectinata (smalltooth sawfish), 5161 nucleotides long. RefSeq names its product protein lyl-1-like. The transcript is spliced from 4 exons. Gene Ontology annotation, biological process: regulation of transcription by RNA polymerase II. The record is from RefSeq and is a predicted model, not a curated record. Lineage: Eukaryota; Metazoa; Chordata; Chondrichthyes; Rhinopristiformes; Pristidae. Bases 215 to 1333 code for a protein of 372 amino acids. Gene Ontology annotation, molecular function: RNA polymerase II cis-regulatory region sequence-specific DNA binding; protein dimerization activity; DNA-binding transcription factor activity, RNA polymerase II-specific.